Messenger RNA from Exserohilum turcica Et28A, 1602 nucleotides. RefSeq lists its product as uncharacterized. The transcript has 2 exons. Gene Ontology annotation, molecular function: transmembrane transporter activity. Gene Ontology annotation, biological process: transmembrane transport. Gene Ontology annotation, cellular component: membrane. The record is from RefSeq and is a predicted model, not a curated record. Bases 1 to 1602 code for a protein of 533 amino acids. Lineage: Eukaryota; Fungi; Ascomycota; Dothideomycetes; Pleosporales; Pleosporaceae.
AUGGCGACUCACGCUGAAAGCCCCAAGGACGACGCCAUUACGCAUAUCGAGCACGCGGCACCUGUGCACACAACGGAAAAGGGAGAUGCGGCUGCUAGAUUCCUAGCUGACGCCCAUGUAGAGGAUGCGUCGUUCUCUUACGAAGAGGAACAAGCAGUACUUAGGCGCGUGGACCUGCGUGUCCUUCCGCUCCUCCUCGGCGCAUACUUCUUCCAGCAGCUCGACAAGUCGUCUCUGUCCUACGUCUCCAUCUUCGGCAUCCAGAAAGAUGCCGGUCUAGUUGGACGGCAGUACUCCUGGCUAGGAUCCAUCCUUUACCUCGCGCAGUUAGUCAUGCAACCACUCGCCGCAUAUCUGCUUGUCAAGCUACCCACAGGCAAAGUCAUUGCAGCAGCCAUUUUCCUGUGGGGAAGCAGUCUGGCUAUCAUGUCGGCUUGUACAGACUUCCCCAGUCUCCUGGGUCUGCGCUUCGUUCUCGGCUCUUUCGAAGCCAUGAUUGCGCCUGCUUGCGUUGCUACGACGACUAUGUGGUGGCGCCGCUCUGAGCAGACUCUUCGCACUGCAUACUGGAAUGCUAUGAAUGGCGUUACCUUCAUCAUAGGGUCGUUGUUCACAUACGGCCUUGGACAUAUCAACAGCGAGACUCUGUACAAGUACCAGAUCAUCUUUAUGUUCUGUGGUCUAUUGACAGUAGUGUAUUCGCUGGUGGUUCUGGUGUUUAUGCCCGACAGUCCGAUGAAGGCCAAGUAUCUGAACGAGCGAGAGCGCUUCAUUGCUGUUCAGCGCUUGAAGGCCAAUCAGAUGGGAAUUCAGUCUGGGCAGUGGAAGUGGGAGCAAGUUUGGGAGGCUUUGAUAGAUUUCAAGACGUGGUGCUGGUUUGUUGCCAUCAUCGCCAUCUCCAUUGCAAGCGGCGGUAUUUCUACUUUUGGCAAUCUCAUCAUUCGAGACUUUGGCUACACAAACUUCCAGUCUAUCCUGUUCAACAUCCCCUUUGGCGUGAUCCAGAUUGUUUGCAUCGUUGGUUCUGCCUGGGGUGCGUCGCGCUGGAGCCGUAAAGGCGUUGCCAUUGCUCUCGUCGCGGUUCUCCCCAUUGUAGGAACAGUCAUGAUGUUGACGGUACCACGUCGACAUAAAGGGGUGCUGCUAUUCGGAUACUACCUCGUCUCCUGUCUGGCAGCAAUCACACCUCUGAUAUAUGCCUGGCACGUUCAAAAUACGGCUGGCGACACGAAGAAGAAAUGCACCUCAGCCAUGGUGUUUAUCGGCAUGUGUACUGGUAACGUGAUCGGGCCUCUACUCUACUCAGUCGACGAUGCGCCACUCUUCCGCCCAGGUCUCAUUGCAAAUCUCGUCAUGUUUGCCUUGGUCGCUGUGCUCGCGCUCCUGAUUCCUGUGUACCUGGCGUAUCUCAACAAGAGACAUGCGAAGAAGCGAGCGGCCAUGGGGAAAAGCGCCGUCCGCGUGGACGAGAGUAUGUUACGGAAAAAGGAAAUGACACACAAGGGAACGGAAGUUAAGGCGCAGGAACAGAUUCACGGGCAGGACAAUGGGUUCUCUGACUUGACGGAUAUGCAGAAUGAGGACUUUAUCUAUGUAUAUUAG